UAACUAACCCAUUUUCGAUAAUUAACAAAAAAAGAAAAAAGCUAAAAAAUGGUGUCCCUGAGGUUCCCGUUCUUGUUUUCUCAGCCCACGAACCUCCCGGGCACCCCCCAGAACCAUCACCGGAAUGCCUCCUCGCGUCAUUUCUCCGCCACAUUGGCCGCAGCAACAGGCGUAGGAGCUGCGGCUGCGGCGGGCGUGGCAGUCGUCUCGCAGAAUCCGAAUCACCCGUUUCUCCAAAACGCAGUGAAUUUGCUCUUUCGGGAUCACUCUUCUCCUCCUUGGGGCUCGCUCUCUCUUGCUGAUGGCUCAGCUCCAGUUGUCGAAUCAAAGACUGGAGUUUCUUUUCCUUCGGUUCUGGGAAAUUCCCUUCGACUUCUUGGAAUUGGUUUGAGGAAAAAGAGCAUCCUGGGUUUGAAGAACAUCGAUGUCUAUGCAUUUGGUGUGUAUGCUAAUGGGGAUGAUUUAAGGAAGUUGUUGAGUGAGAAAUAUGGAAAAUUAUCUGCUACUGAACUUAAAGACAAUAAGGAUUUUAAUAAUGAUCUUAUGGAAGCUGAUAUAUGCAUGACUGUUAGACUUCAAAUUGUCUACAGCAAAUUAAGCAUCCGUUCUGUGCGUAGUGCUUUUGAAGAGUCAGUGGGAAGCAGACUCCAAAAGUUUGGGGGAUCAGAUAAUAAAGAAUUGCUUCAAAGGUUCACUUCUCAAUUCAAAGAUGAAUAUAAAAUACCAAUGGGAUCUGUGAUAGAUCUCAUAAGGGAACGAGGCCAUAUACUUAAGACAACAAUUGAUGGUAAAGAGGUAGGAAGUAUACAGAGCAAACUCCUUUGUAGAUCAAUUUUGGACUUGUACAUUGGUGAGGAUCCAUUUGAUAGACGAGCCAAAGAAGAUGUUGAGGUCAAUGCAGCAUCUUUCCUACAGAAGUAGAUGAGGAAUCAUCAAAAGGCACUCAGAACCUUUCUUUUUUCCUCGUUUCAUUUUCUUCCACCAUUUAUAUUGUGUUUCAUGGAACUGGUUUCUUUAUGCCUUUUAUAUGCAUGAAAAGACUCUUCUAAGUUUGUUGUUAGAGACUGAAACGUCUGGCAGUAUGUUAUCCCUCAGGCCCAAACCACCCUAAGAAAAGUUAUAGCACUUACUUGCGUUGACAUGAUAUGAUAGAGGAGUGCAGAAGAAGCAGAAUUUUGGGAACUUAAGACACCACGGACCAUGAGUUAAUACUCAGACACAGGAUGAUGAGGAAUGAACUUCACAUUCAAAGGCUUCCUUCAGGCGGACUGAUUUCGUCAGAGUUUCUUUUGUUGUUGUUUUGGUGUGUUUAGGGGCUUAGCCCCAUUCCCUUUGUGAAACAAAAUUCCACAUACAGCUGACAUAGAAUGUCUAAAAAGUUUAUUGAAAUGCUAUGAUCAUCAAUUUUUAGUCUACA
Messenger RNA from Theobroma cacao (cacao), 1417 nucleotides. RefSeq names its product Chalcone-flavanone isomerase family protein (gene FAP1). Gene Ontology annotation, cellular component: chloroplast stroma. NCBI's taxonomy places the organism in Eukaryota, Viridiplantae, Streptophyta, Magnoliopsida, Malvales, Malvaceae. The record is from RefSeq and is a predicted model, not a curated record. Gene Ontology annotation, biological process: fatty acid metabolic process. Gene Ontology annotation, molecular function: fatty acid binding; intramolecular lyase activity.